AUGUCUCGCUUCUUAGACAGCAUUUCCACCAUCAUCAGCAUCUUUCACCAGCAUGCCAAGGAAGAUGGAGACUCCUCCAACCUCAGCCGAAGGAAGAUGAAAGAGUUCAUCCAGAGGGAGUUUGCAGAUGCCAUAGCGAACCCACAUGACCCUGAGACAAUUGAGAAGAUUCUGCAGUUUCUGGAGUGGGAUGGUGAUGGGAAAAUAGAUUUUAGUGAGUUCCUGCUUUUGGCGUUCAGAGUGGCUAAGGCCUGCUACUGGUACCUGCCAAAGGGACUGUCCCUUCUGCAGAGAACAAAGCUGACAAGUGGCAAGUCACUCCGAGAGCCUGAAGUUAAGAGCAGAGGGAGCCGUCGGCAGCUACAGGAGGAAGAACAACCAACCUGUGAGAGUAAUCAUCCCAGCGGUGAACCUGAGCUGCAACGAGACACCAGGGUCAACGAGCGUGAAACACCAGAGGAAACGGGGAGUCAUCACCAGCGACGCAACACACAAAGCAGAAACGACACAAAACGAAGCAGCGAGCCGGGGGAGCCAAUCCCUCAGACAUACGAAGAACGAAGCCGCGAGCCAUGCGACCAACGUAACAGCCAGAGAAGACGUCACCCACCGGAGCCAGACAGACGAGGAGAUGUAAAACUGAGAGCACAUCAGCCCCAACGGCAGGCAGUUGAGAGGCAAAACGAUGAAGGGCCUCAGCCAGAACAAGUGGCAGACGUGAGGAGUCACAGCCAGACAUGUGAACCUCAACCACGGCCAAACUGGUGGAGUAGCCGUCAACCACAUGAGCCAUCACUAAUAGCAUGCGAUCAAAAAAACCAUAAGCCACAAGAAGCAGAUAGAGGAAGUUACGAUCAGCCACGUAAACCUGAAUUAAUCAGAGAAGAGAGAAGCCGCUACCACCUACGUGAGCUGGAACAAAAAGCACCUGAAGACAUCAACCACAAGCCACGGGGGACUGAAUGCAUGAACACAAAAUACCUGCACCAAUCAUACAUUCAGGAACCGCCAGAACUUGACCUCACCUACUGUGAAACCUCUGAGCCAGAAAAAGGUAUUCCUGAAGAAAGGAUCCAUGAUGAACGUGAUCUUGAACAUCCAGAAAGGGAGAGAGAAAUCCAUCAAGCUCAAGAUUGUGAAGAACGAGGAGAUGUAAAAAGAAAAGAGCCCCAGCAG
This is a messenger RNA of Pterocles gutturalis (yellow-throated sandgrouse), 1176 nucleotides long. RefSeq names its product repetin-like. Lineage: Eukaryota; Metazoa; Chordata; Aves; Pterocliformes; Pteroclidae. The record is from RefSeq and is a predicted model, not a curated record. Gene Ontology annotation, molecular function: transition metal ion binding; calcium ion binding. The annotation marks the transcript as partial. Gene Ontology annotation, biological process: cellular response to cytokine stimulus; positive regulation of cell cycle G1/S phase transition; regulation of phosphatidylinositol 3-kinase/protein kinase B signal transduction. Gene Ontology annotation, cellular component: cytoplasm. The transcript has 2 exons.